Messenger RNA from Carya illinoinensis, 2292 nucleotides. RefSeq lists its product as uncharacterized. The transcript is spliced from 9 exons. Lineage: Eukaryota; Viridiplantae; Streptophyta; Magnoliopsida; Fagales; Juglandaceae. The record is from RefSeq and is a predicted model, not a curated record. The coding region runs from base 49 to 1152 and encodes 367 amino acids.
CGUAGGCCGAAUAGCUGGUACUGGGCAAUUUCUCUUCUUCUCCGUCGGAUGUGUCGAAGGAAUUUCGGAAUAUCCAUGACUCACGCCCUUCUCCAAAGAUGGAGGCCUCUCUCUGCGUUGAGAGCUGGAGCUCGGAGCUUCCGGUCAGACGCUGCACUGGAGGCCCUAUCCAAAGCUUCGGAAGAUAAAGUCCCCAACUUAGUGCUCUACAACUACCCCUCUUUCUCUGGAGCUUUCUCGGCUCUCUUCGCCCACCUCUUCCACUCUCGCCUUAAUCUCCCUUGCCUCAUUUUGCCUUUCUCUUCCGUUGAGCCUCUCUGGGUUGAAGAUCUAUACAUAGAAGGGCUUAAGCGAUGCUAUCUGCUUGACUUCCUUGGUCCAAAAGGAUUUGCUAUGAAACUUGCACAGCGGUCAUCAUGCGAGAUCAUAGGUUUUGAUCACCGAAAAUCAGUACUUGCGCAGAUUCUCCCUGCCGAAGAUCAUCCUGAUAACCUCAUAUUUCAUAUAGAUUUUGAGAAGAGUAGCUCUCGUGCUGUGUAUGAUUACUUUUCUGAUAAACUUACUGAUAUGACAUUUACUAAUGGGUUGGUUGCAAGUUUGUUAGACCCGAAAGACCAAGAUCGCAUGGAAAUAAUUCUCAAGUUUAUUGAGGAUGGAGAUCUUCGCCGAUGGAGCUUAGCAGAUAUUAGGGCAUUUAAUAUUGGACUUAGGGAAUGGCGCUCAAGGUUGAACUGCAUCACUAAUCCAUACGUGUAUGAACAGUUACUGGAGUUAAGUUCCAAUGAUCUAAUUACUAAGGGAAAUUCCUAUAUGGAAUCUCUCCGCACUGCUGCACAUAAUUCGCUGGGUAAUGUUUUCAAAGUUCAAUUAGGCAGGGGAUUAUACGGAGUGUGUCUGGGAGUUAAAGUGGAUCAGAAUUCCAACUUAAUUGAUGAAAUUGGCAAGCAAAUUAGCGUAAAAAGUGCUGCAGCUGGUCUAAGGCCUAUAGGAGCUGUUGUUUACAUGCAACGAAAGAAUCUUAAGAUGUGCUUGAGGAGUACCGACGAUGCCAUUGAUACCUCUGAAGUUGCAAAGGCAUAUGGUGGAGGAGGUUCCCCAAGUUCUAGCUCCUUCAUUAUUCGGAUGGAUGAGUAUAACCAGUGGCUAGCGUGAACUCAUCAUGAGCAUAUCAAGGAAAGAAAAUUGCACCUGAACUAAGAACAUUGAUCUUGGAGGAAUCUUCAUAUAGUGUCCCAGCUUAAAAUCACUGAGGAAAGAGACAGCCUGAGCCAUGCUCAUGUAUCCAUAGGUUUUGAAGCAAACAUUGGCUAUUGGUCUUCCAGGGUAUAUUAGACCCAUUGCAUACUCCGUGAUAAUGUUUAGCCCCGGUGUCUGUAUAUAGAACAUUAGAUUGUUAAUUGACAAAUAGCAACUUUUAUUCAGAUAUGGAAAUGAAAACUGUGCUUAUAUUAAUGAGUGAAUUCGAGAAAAUUAUGCUGAAACAAGCUAAAAUCAUUAAUGAUAGUGAUGUGAUCUGGUAAUUCUAUCUGACUGGAGCUGUUUUAAUAUAAUAGCUAGUUUCUUUGAAGCUAUGUUAAAUUUUAUCCUUAUAUUAUUAAGAGUACUGCUACAUCUACAAAUGAAUUAUACAAAACAAUCACACAAACUGACGUGGCUUCAUUUGAUUUUUUAAAUCUACUUUACAAGAAAAGUAACUUUACAAUCGGACGAACCACAUUAAACCACAUCAGUUUGUAGGAUUAUUUUUGUAUAAUUCUUUUGUGGCUAGAAUAUUUCCCAAUUAUUAAACCUAGUAGAGUUCAUAAGUCUUAUGUGAUGUAUGAAAAACUAAGCUUGGCAUGACACAGCUUGCAUGACACAGUUGAGAUAACCCAUUAAUGGUAAUUUCAAUUACUUAAGACAUAUAGAUCUCUUGCUGCAAGAUGAGCAAAAGAAGUAGAAAAAUGUAUUCUCCCAAUAACCUGGUUUGUCGUGGCAGUUAUGAUGCUGAUUGGAAGAGUGAAAAUAAAGGCCAUGGCUGCAGCAAAGAGGAGUCCCCACCAUGGCAUCUGAACCUGAUUGUUUAAAAAUAUGCAGAGUACUAAGGAAACUGCAAGUGUCACACCAAGCAGAAUGUAGAACCACCAGGUAGGUAUGUCCUUGUAUCUCCUCAUCAAUUUGGUAUGGAUGUCCUCCUUGCCCUUGUAAGAAGCAUGAUACCGCUCAUAAAUUUCCCUGUACAUAUUUUUUUUUAUACGACAUGAGACUUCACAAAUAUAAUUAUAAAAAUUUCAGAACCUUGCAAACUUUUUG